Molecule: messenger RNA, 989 nt
Organism: Drosophila santomea
Lineage: Eukaryota; Metazoa; Arthropoda; Insecta; Diptera; Drosophilidae
Exons: 2
Coding region: 152-808 (218 amino acids)
Source: RefSeq, a predicted model, not a curated record
UGAUGGAUCAGUCAUUUUAAGAAUGGGGCUUGGCCAGUACGAAGUAGAUCCCGCAUAAGAAUGAUCUAAAAAUUCUACGUUGUUUCUUUUGGUAUAACAUUGUCUUGAAUAGAUUUUUUUCAAACCGUUUGCACAUUUGAUAUCGCAAAAUAUGGAGAUAACUGUACCGCCGCCGGACUCGCACUGGUCGUUGAGGUUUGUGGACAUCGUCAAGCCUUUUCCAGAUCAGACUGUGGCCAAUGCCACCUACAAGGUCAUCCGCUUCUUUUAUCCACCCUUUGCCCUGGAAACGGUCGAUGUCACUCACGUGGUCAGCGAUCCCGAGCUGAAUAGUUUAAACGUGGGACUGUUUGUGGGCUUUCCCUUGUUUCUGGCCUGCAUCGGCUAUGGGAUGUUUAAAUAUGCGCGGAAUGUGCAUUCGGUGCCUAAGGAGCGACCAUUUAAACUGUAUGAGCUUGAAAAGCGCAUGAAGGCCAAGUACGGCCCGGAAUACAAGCAGGGAAUCUGGAAGCGAAAGGACAUUCCUGACCCCCUUCUAUUGACCAAUGAUCCAUCCGAACCAGUGGAAAAGAGCAAACACGACCGUGGUAGCAGCAUGUCAAACAACUUUUUCAUUGAGGACCACUGGCUGCCCGAAUCCGUUGAAAACUUUAUCAAAACCGAUGGUUCCGUCGAUAAAAUCAGGGGGAAAACUGAAAACGGCGAGAGCCGCAUGUUUGACUGUAGCACUCAGUUGGGUCGCCACUCGGAUCUGGCUGGAGAAAUUAAAAACGCCUUAAAAGAGCGUAAACGCAAGGCCGAGAAGUAGGAAAGUCUCUUAUCCAAUCCAACCAAGCUUUCUAUGCCUUCUAAGCAAAGAAAUCGAUUUAAGAUCUUUCAAUUCCGUUUCAUGAUUGGGCCCUUAUUGCGACUGGAAUAGUGUCAGCUUUGGGCUUUCUCGGUUGGUGCAAUAAAAUGAAGUGAUUGUUCGGUUUUGUAUUUUGCAAAAA